This is a messenger RNA of Eurytemora carolleeae, 1900 nucleotides long. RefSeq names its product amino acid transporter ANT1. The coding region runs from base 75 to 1469 and encodes 464 amino acids. Gene Ontology annotation, biological process: L-alanine transport; amino acid transmembrane transport. The record is from RefSeq and is a predicted model, not a curated record. Gene Ontology annotation, cellular component: vacuolar membrane. NCBI's taxonomy places the organism in Eukaryota, Metazoa, Arthropoda, Copepoda, Calanoida, Temoridae. The transcript has 13 exons. Gene Ontology annotation, molecular function: L-proline transmembrane transporter activity; L-alanine transmembrane transporter activity.
CUGAGAGAGAGAAACACUCUAAACUGAAUCUCACUGUUACAACAGUUUCUUAAAAAAUAAAAAAAAAAAUAAAAAUGGCACCAAACAGUCCCUCUGUCUUCAUAGCCUCCCCUCCAGUGCUGCUACCUGGACAUGGAGAGAAAAUCGAGAUGAACAGCCUGGCUGGCUCACACACAUCACAGGCAGUUAAGGGUGGUCUGGGAAUAGCAACAGCGGCUAUUUUUCUUGCUGGGGAAAUGGCUGGAAGUGGAGUGUUGGCUUUACCAUAUGCUCUUCUUGGGACAGGUUGGACCGGUUUGUUUCUGAUAGCAAUGUUCACUGUGAACUCUCUAUUCUCUGGGACAAGGUUGGGACUUUGCUGGGUUAUGCUGGAGGAGAGAUAUGAGGAGUUUAGGGGACAUGUCCGAGAUCCUUAUCCUUGUAUUGGAGAGAAAGCUGUCGGAAGAUGGGGACGAAUUGUCUCAUUGGUCGCCAUUUGUAUUACCCUGUACGGCGGAGGUUGUGUGUUUAUUGUUUUAAUAGCACAGUUGUUGGGUUCCCUGGUUGGGUCUGCUGGGUUCCAUUUAACUCUAUGCACCUGGAUGGUAAUUGUGGCAGUUUGUCUUAUUCCUCUCACCUGGGCAGGAACACCUAAGGACUUUUGGCCUAUUGCUGUUGGUGCACUCCUAACUACAGUAACAGCCUGUAUCAUUAUUAUAAUCAAGGUUGUGAUUGACGGGAAUGAAUUAGAGCAAAAAGUUUAUCCUCCACCAACCUUCCAGGGGUUUCUUAAAGCCUUUGGUUCGAUAAUGUUUGCAUUUGCUGGUGCUUCCACCUUCCCGACUAUUCAAGCUGAUAUGAAGAACAGAAGCCAAUUCAACUACGCGGCAGUUAUAGCUAUUCUCAUUUUGUUCCUAAUCUACUUCCCAAUGGCUGCUGGAGGAUAUUUUGCCCUGGGUGAGCUGGUUCAGGACAAUAUAGUUCUCUCCAUGUCUGACGGGUGGGAGAGGGUGGUGGUGGAGAUCAUGCUUCUCCUUCAUCUCGUCUCAGCAUUCCCGAUCAUCACCAACCCACCAGCUCAGAUCUUCGAGGAGAUACUCAGCAUUCCUUCAGAUUUUAACUGGAAACGUUGUGUAUUCCGAUCCAUCAGCGUUCUCAUUCUUCUCUUCGUAGCGGAGUCUGUUCCCAGCUUCGGGGCCAUCCUAAACCUCGUCGGAGCCUCCACAGUCACCCUCCUCACCUUCGUCUUCCCCCCCUUCUUCUACAUGAAGAUUGCAGACGCUACCAUUGGGGUCAAGGGAGUUCCUGAGAGACGGAUACCAGUUUGGGAGCGAGUGUACUGCUGGGGUUUAAUUGUUAUUGGUAUUCUCGGGGGCGCGUGCGCAACAUAUAAUGCCAUGAGUGAUAUUGUUGCAACCUCCCUAUCCAUACCCUGCUAUCUAAUUUAUUUUAGCGAUAUGUUUGCAACCUGCCUAUCUGUACCCUUAUAAUCUAAUAUUUUUUAGUGAUAUUGUUGCAACCUCCCUAUCUGUACCCUUCUAACCUAUUAUAUUUUAGUGAUAUUGUGCAACCUUCCUAUCGGUACCCUGCUAUAUUAUAUAUUUUUGAUAUUGUUCCAACCUCCCUAUCUGUACCCUGCUAUCUUAUACAGUGAUAACCAGAAUACAAUUGAAUAGAAAGACGACAUUAUAUCAAUACUUAAGCGUUUUGAUGUUUCAAAGCAAAAUGAUUUUACCAGUAACUUAAACCUCCCUAUUUGUUUUAGUGAUAUUGUUGCAACCUCCUUAUCUGUACCCUGCUAUCUAAUAUAUUUUAGCGAUAUUGUUGCAACCUCCCUAUCUGAACCCUGCUAUCUAAUGUAUUUUAGUAACUUGUCUGUACCCUGCUAGCUAAUAUAUUUUAGUGAUAUUGUUGAAAACUC